GAGUGUACAUCACGUACAAUUAUGUCAACUACAUUAAACUCUAUUGGUGAAAUCACUAAAGAAAAAGAGACAUGGCGAAUUCGUGUUCGUUGUUUGCGAGUAUGGUUUAAGCACGUGCUAAACCAGCCCGAAAUGCGCCAAACUAUGGAGAUUUGUAUUGUUGAUGAACAUGGUGAUAAGAUACAAGCGACGAUUCCGAAAUGGCAUAUUUCAAAAUUUGAGGAAAUAAUUCUUGAAGGAAAUUUUUAUGUAAUGGGAAACUUUGAAAUUUUGGACAACACAGAUGACUAUAGUGCUACCCCACAUAAGUGUCUGUUGAAGUUUCAUAAUUUGACGUCCGUGAAGCUGCUGUUAGAGAAUCUUAACAUUCCUCGAUACAUGUUUAAUUUCGUUACCUUUGACGAGCUUCGGAAUAACCAUGAGUACAAUUCGCGUUUAUUUGAUGUGAUUGCCGAAGUCUAUGAUGUUGAUGAACUUGUCAAAAUGGAUCGGGAUGGUAAUCAAUUGACGAGAAUUAAGAUACAUCUCCGGAACUUGAGCGGCGAUACCAUGCAUUGUACAUUGUGGAACAAAUUCGCUAUGCAAAUGACUGAAUUCUGGAAAUCCAACAAUGAUGUUCCAGUGGUUAUUAUACUUCAAUAUGCCAUGGUGAAAAGAUGGGGAGCGCAUGUGAACUUGCAAAAUUCUCUGUUUGCAAGUAAGUUGAUGAUUAAUGAAGAUGUUGGUGACAUUGCUUUGACUCGAUAUCGUGUGCACGUCCGUGUGGAAGACAAUACUGGAAGUGCCUCCUUUAUUCUUUUUGACCCUCAAGUCUUUCCCAUUAUAGGGAAACGAGCUGCAGACCUAAAACAUUCACUAGAUAUGGCUGGUGAUGGGGACUCAUUUCCCGAUGAGCUUGAACAAUUAGUCAAGAAAAGCUAUUUAUUCAAAUUGGACAUAAAGAGGUUCAAUCUAAACCAGCGCAUAAGGGUCUACACAGUAGCAAAACUCACCCAAGAUGCAACAAUCAUUUCUAAAUGGUGCAAUGCAGUUUGUGAUGACAUGACUACUACUAAGGACAAAUCUCCUGUGGAAUCGUCUGCCAUUGAACCAUUCAUUGAACUUGAUACAAGCAUUGUUUCAUCGGUCGGUGAUAGUGCGAAAGGAGAUGAGUUGACUCCCUCUUCAAAUAAGCGUGUCGCUGUUGACAAUAAUCUUGAAGCUUUUGUUGAUGAAGAUUUUCAUUCGCAACAGUCAUGCACUAGAAAAAAUGCAAAAGUCAAAGUUGAGAAGAUAGACAUUUAG
Messenger RNA from Striga asiatica, 1284 nucleotides. The record is from the annotation of a GenBank genome assembly. NCBI's taxonomy places the organism in Eukaryota, Viridiplantae, Streptophyta, Magnoliopsida, Lamiales, Orobanchaceae.